AUGGCAAUACCUCCUACUGACAUGGACAACACCCUUGAUCGGACAACCCUCGCUACAAUUGAUCUCCUCGAGUCGCGUCUUCUCCGCAUCGAGCAUCUCCUCUAUGGCCAUGCGGCAGCCGUCCCUCCCAUAUACCAAGAAGACUCUGCGGCCCAGAAGUUGAAGGAUAUGGAAAGACGGUUUUCCAUGGUGGUCUCCCAUUUCCGCGUCUACGGCGAACUCCUCAAGAUUUACAAGUCCAAUCCAGAUUUCUUCCACGCCCCGGACGCCUCCGUACCGCCGUCUCAACUCCCAAGCGACGCGAUUCAAUCAAUCGUACUAUCGCAGGCGUCUGCCUAUUUCUCGACAUUAUCCUCCCUCGCAUCCAUCAAAGACAGCCCCAUACCCGAUCCGUCGGAGAGUUCAUCCCUCGUUGCCCUGACGGACAGAAUGAAAGCCAUGGAAGCAACCCGGAUUGCACAAUCGGCGGAAAUGGCUGAUUUGCGGCGGAGAAGCGAGAUGGUCAUGCGAGCUUGGUAUGAGAACUGGGUGCUGGUCAAUUCGCAAUCACUUGCCGACGUCGAAACACGCGUAGAACGAGUGGAGAAGCAGGUUCGGCAGAAAGAGCGGGCUGCUGAGGACGCGAGGCAAAUAUAA
Messenger RNA from Metarhizium album ARSEF 1941, 636 nucleotides. RefSeq lists its product as uncharacterized. Bases 1 to 636 code for a protein of 211 amino acids. Lineage: Eukaryota; Fungi; Ascomycota; Sordariomycetes; Hypocreales; Clavicipitaceae. The transcript is spliced from 2 exons. The record is from RefSeq and is a predicted model, not a curated record. Gene Ontology annotation, cellular component: dynactin complex. Gene Ontology annotation, biological process: cytoskeleton-dependent cytokinesis.